Messenger RNA from Physcomitrium patens, 2592 nucleotides. RefSeq lists its product as uncharacterized. The record is from RefSeq and is a predicted model, not a curated record. Gene Ontology annotation, cellular component: chloroplast. Lineage: Eukaryota; Viridiplantae; Streptophyta; Bryopsida; Funariales; Funariaceae. Gene Ontology annotation, molecular function: GTP cyclohydrolase II activity; 3,4-dihydroxy-2-butanone-4-phosphate synthase activity. Gene Ontology annotation, biological process: riboflavin biosynthetic process.
AGCAUCGCCAUCCCUCCCUCCCUCCCUCCCUCCCUCGCUCUUACCCCUAUUCUCCCUCCGCACUUCGCACUGUUGUCCUCUAUUUCUCGCGCUCUCCAAUCUACUUCUACGCAACCACCACUGACGACUGAGAAUAGCCCCUAAAGCAAUGCUCAGGUCGUUUAGAUGACAACCACCAGUCCGCAGUAACGACAUCCCCCGUUCCUUCUUCGCUGCACCUUUUCCAUUCUCCAAACUCUCGACUCUUGCUCCGUCCUCUCUCCUUUUCCUUCCACGGAGGAGCCCAAGGGCGAUUCCUGCAACCUCUCUCUCUCUCUCUCUCUCUCUCUCCCUAAACUAUGUCAUGAAAUCCUUCCCGUUUGUAAUUCUCUCUCUCUGUCUUGAUUCCUAACUCACAACUUGCUGUCCGCUGUUGGAUCCCGCUCCUCCUCUUCAUCAUAUCUCUUCCCCUUGGUUUUUCUGCUCUGCUAAAUUUUCUCGCUCCUGAAUACUCGCUCGUUUUGGUAUAUGCGAACCCGCCACUCGCCAUGUCUUUCCUCUCCACUGAUCUGGUGCAUGAAUGGAGUGCUCCUCUUCUCGUUCAUGGUUCUUCUGUGGUCAGCAGCAGUAUCAGCAGCAGCACUGGCACCACUUCCUGCAGCUUUAGACCCAAUCUGAGAAGCGGGAGGUUGGGACUGCUGAAAGCUCAAACUACUGAGAACGUACUUGCAGCUCUAACCGGUUCAGCACUGCACAACGAAGGUUAUAAAGUGACGGGAGGCAGUUCUAGGUCCACUGUAAGAUGUAAGGGUAUGAAUGGUGCACAUGUUAGUCGCGCCGAUAUCAAUAACAGAGCUGUAGUCGGACUCGAUUCUAAGGACCUCCAGGAGAGGCCCUCAUUAGCACAAAACGGCGUUCCCACUGUCGAUCAAUUCCUAGAAAUUGAUGCAAACGAAAAGUCUGUUGACAUUGGGGAAGGAUUUGCAACAAUUGAAGAAGCAGUGGAUGCCAUCAAGGCAGGCAAGUUUGUGUUGGUCGUGGACGAUGAGAAUAGAGAGAACGAAGGGGACCUCAUUAUGGCAGGCUCACUUGUAACGCCGCAAGCAAUGGCGUUCUUGGUGCGGUACAGUACCGGCAUUGUAUGUGUGUCUAUGAAAGGCGAGGAUUUGGAUCGACUUGGUCUCCCACUGAUGGUCCCUCAAGAUGAGAAUGGCGAGAUUAUGAGGACUGCUUUCACCUGGACUGUGGACGCAAAGCAUGGGACGACAACAGGUGUGUCAGCAUCAGAUAGAUGCCAGACGAUAAGAGCAUUAGCAUCACCAGAUUCGACUCGUGGAGAUUUUGUUGCACCUGGUCACAUCUUUCCUCUUAGAUGUCGAGAGGGUGGGGUGUUGACCAGGCGUGGGCACACCGAAGCAGCACUAGAUUUGGCGGUACUAGCUGGGUUACCUCCUGCAGGAGUCUUAUGUGAGGUUGUCAAUGAUGACGAUGGCUCAAUGGCUCGCCUUCCAUAUUUAAAGAAGUUUGCAAAGGAGCAUGGAAUACUUUUAAUAUCAAUCGACGAACUUGUCAAAUACAAAGAGGAACGCAAUAAAAAGGUUUUGGUCAAACGGACAGCGCAGGCAAGACUUCCCACCGAGUAUGGGGAGUUUCAGGUUUACAGUUUCGAGUCAAAUGAUGGCUUGGAACAUGCUGCUAUUGUUGAGGGCGAUAUAAGCAGUGGGCUGGAAGUUUACGUGAGAGUACAUUCAGAAUGUUUGACUGGUGACGUGUUUCGUUCUACCCGUUGUGAUUGUGGUAGCCAACUGUCGGAUUCUUUGUCGUUCAUAAAGAAAAUGGGCAGAGGUGUUGUGGUUUACAUGCGAGGGCAUGAAGGUCGGGGAAUUGGGCUUGGCCAUAAAAUGAGGGCUUACAACUUGCAAGACGCUGGCGCUGACACCGUUGAGGCAAACCUUCAACUUGGACUUCCUGUUGAUUCACGGGAAUAUGGUAUCAGUGCCCAGCAGAUAUUGCAAGACUUGGGGAUCAAGACCAUCACAUUACUCAGUAACAAUCCUGCCAAGGUAACGGCUCUGAAGGAGCUUGGGAUUCGGGUCAACGAGCGCAGGUCGAUAUUCUCUCCGGUGACAAAAGAAAACCGACGGUACCUGGAAACUAAGCGCAUCAAAAUGGGACAUAUGUAUACUUCGAGGUUGCCAGCCGUGGGGUCAACGAAUGAAGUUGACAUUACGGGUAUUCUGAACAAUAACGACUUAGAUUGAACAACUUAGCAUGUUCAUUUUUUCUUAGAGCCUUUUUCUUAUAUGUUAAAUCUUUGUAGAUUUACUUGUGUUACAUUUUGCCUGGAACAUUUCCAGGUUUACUUGAAUUGGAAGCUUUUAUCAAAACCGAAGUCGAGCAAUGAAACCAUGCACACACGUAGUGUAGUGGGCAAAGUUGCCAAAAAGGAGUGAGGUCGCUUGCUUGCAUCAAGAAGUGUCUGAGCAUCCUAAAUAGAUGAUCUAAUUAGCAGUCCAAUCACUUUUUUGAUACGUCUUACAAUUGUGUUACCUUCAAGAUCACUGUAUGAUUUUUUACAUUUAAUAAUUGAAACCGAGUGUAUAUUUCACAUUC